CGCACGCGGACGCACGCCUCCGUACACGAGUACACGCGUGGUCCACCGCCGCCGUCGGCGCACCAACGUGGGAGUUGCCGGCUUGGGUGACUCGCACAAGCGUCGCGUCGCCCAUCGGCGAUACUCUUGGCGGAAUCCCCCUGCUCGAUAGAGCCUCGUGUUUCGGCAACUCCUUUGUCGGAGCACACGUACAGCCCGCACUCGUGCACUCACUGCUGUCGCUCGGAUUAGCUGCCGCCAACGGCCUGGGAUUAGCUUCGGCUGGAGAGCUCAAGCAAAGGCAGCGUCGCCGUCCAGCCAUGUGGCCAAGCCUGCUGAGCCUGGCUUUCGGCCUGACUUACGUCUGCAGCCGGACUCCUUCCACGCAUGCGCAGAGGUUCCGAUCUCCGUGGGUGCACGAUGUGGAGCACCUGGAGGCCCAGGCCAGCUACCGGACGGCGCGCCUGCGCUGGCAGUACCGGCACCUCCCGCAACCGCCGGCGUUCCGGGUGCAGAUCUGCGAACUGCUACCGUGGCUGCCCAAGACGGGACCCCGCUGCCGACUCAGGAGGCUAAGCCUACGAGGUCCUCAGGCUGUUUACGACAGCGAUGGCACGCCCCGCAGCCUGGAUCUACUGCGCAAGUCGUCCAAGUCUGGUUACGAGGCGCUAAUCGGAGACCUUCGGUUGCUGACAAACUACAGCGUGGCUGUCGAGCCGGACUUCUCAAGUGACUCGGACGUGAAUGCCAUCCUGUACGGCUCAGGGCAGCUGCCGGCUGACGCUGCUGCCGGUGAGGAAGACCGGCGCUUCCAGAUGGUCACCUCUGAGUACACACUGAUGACCACCAAGGGAUUCUCUGCGCGGGCGGAGCGGUGCUUGGCGAACGCCUCCCGCGUGAUCGUCAGCACGGGUCCCUUCUUCGGGGGCAAGAUCGCCGUCGAGGACAGCAACGACGACGCCUGCAUGCUGUUCGGCGACCCCGGCUCACCGCAAGACGCGUACACACUCGACAUCGACCACAAGCGAUGCGGAAGCCGACUGGUGAACGGGUCCAAGAUGGAGACGAACAUCAUCGUCCACGAGAACCGAGACAUAAUCACGCACAACACGCGCCGCUACUUGGUCGUCUGCAGUUUCCUGCCGGACACUUACACAAUCACAGCCUCGGUCAACCUUCCCGUGGUCCGCGGCAAGAAGAAGAGCAACGUGGCGACGCACACCAAGGUACCGGGCGGCCUGCUGCUGGCCAACGCGCGGCUCGAGACGAGCACUGAGCAGAACGAGGUGUUCACCUACCAGCGCUACAAGGACAGCAACGUGCGCGACUCGCGCAUCGCCGCCGAGCAACGCAGCAGCACCACGCUCGACAGUGACGCCAACGGCACCCACGUCACAGGCAGCAUGGCGCUGGCUCUCCUGCUGGCCACAACUGGUCUCGUAGGCUGCUGCGCCGCGCUCUCCUGGUACGCGGCCACGAGCCUUCAGCAGCGCCCCAAGAAGGCGGACGCCCACCCGCCGCCUUCCGAAGAGAGCGGCCGCACGGCAUGUGAGCCUAGCCCCAUCGCUCCCGUCGACAGCGGCUCGGCGGACGCCGGCGACGGAGAGAAGGAGCAUAAACUCGACGUCGACAAGCAAGAGGAGCAGCUGGAGGAACAGCUUGAGCAAGACGACCAGCUAGAGUCGUGUGUGGUCAACUUCAUCACCAUCGAAGGCAAACCAGUCGCGCUGAUCCCGGACUCCACGGCGAGCGAAGUGUGACUGCGCGCUCGUUUCCGUGCAUAGUUCAGCUACGUCGCCGAUGGUGUCGCCUUCGCCUCCCGAUGUCAUCGAAUCGCGACCCUCGCACGCACAUUGCGUAACGUGCAAGGGUACGACCCCCUUUCUUCAUCACCACAUGGCAGCAGGUCGCGGGUCGAGGACCACGACAUGGGUUGUCUCAAUUUAUCCCGCCACUCUUGCUUCGCCCAUUUAACAAGACCCGCCGAGUAGUUCAGGUGCCGCGCGCCUGAUUUUACAUGUGCUAUGAAAAAAAAAAGUGUCCACAGCACCGUUUUACACAUAUGGGAAAACACGAACAUAUUAUUUUAGCGGUCUUUAACCUGACGCACUGAACAUUACACUAUAAUCAACGCUAUGGCAACUUUUGGUGCAAUAGUAGAGGCUCGUUAGCGCAACACACCACAUGAACUGUUGUUAGCACUGCCAGCAUUCAUUCAAGCUUGCGGAAUGGUCAAGAGUUAAGACUGGCACAUUUAUCUAGCCGGGAAACGUGCGUUACCGUUGCAGAAUGUGCACAAAAGAGGCGCAAAACUCCGGGCUAGCGGACCUUGUGCCGGUGUCUUCGGUGUCACCGUUUCUCACACCGGGAACAGGUGAGAAGCGUCCUCGUGAACUUUUGGCGUCACCUUGCUUGACGGUUGAAGAGCCGAAAAAACUUUUUUCUGCCCAUGUCAUGUCCAGUACCAUUAUAUGUGCGUCUACGUUUGCUCAUGACAGUCUUCCCGAGGGUGUUUACUCGUGCUGGGAACCAUCAAAGAGACGACGACGACGGCGAAUUCGCCAAAACACUCUACUCGGCUCUGCUUCAUGGAAAAUUCCCAACCGCAAGGUUGCAUGCCCAAAUUAUUUUCAGAGAAUGGAUUCAGAGAUUGACGAUAACUGACUUACUUUGUCAGCUCUAGCACUGAGCGAUACAUAAUACGGUAUGACACAUAAUGUUACUAAGCAAGCACUUCUUAGUGACGGAACGCAUCAUCACGUAGGUCACAAUGCAUGACCAGUCGCUGAACAAAUCUGUGAAGGGGAGCGAAAGAUUACACUGCUGCAGCAGUGCAACUAUUGAACCCAACCAAGUUCGUUGAUCUGUAAUGUCGAGAGAGCUUGGCAUUCAUUUGCACGAGCCUGGAAUGCAGAGGAUAACAACCCUUUUAUGCUGAUUUUGUCACUGCGUUUUCGAAAGUUCGAUUCUGUUCACAUUGCGCAUUUUUUACCCUUCCAGGGCUUGCUGUUUGAAAUAUACAAAAAUCGGUUCGCUUACCGCACACGCAAACAUUAGUAAAUUCCAAAUAAAUAUUUAUAUUCUACGCACAAUAUGCAGUUUUCCGCAACAGCUCCCGUAAAAUUCAUUUUUAUGAAUUUCCACAGUUACAACUUUGAAAAUAAAACAGAGCAUUUGCAUUGGUGAUGCGUGCCUGCGCGUGUGGAAAUAACAACCUUAGCAACUCAUUUAUGUUAUAUUUACCCGAAAGGCGUCCGGUUUCUCAUAGAAUCCAGGCCUGUUUCUAGCUUGCUGGUUCAGAAGUUUCUGUCUGUUCAUGCCAGUAAUUUCAGUUGACGAUGUUGAUGAUCCGUUCUGUGAGAACUAGGUUUACUUUGAUGAAGCUGAACAGCGAGACCAGUUUGUUCGUGUUGAGGCUAAACAUUGUUCUGCGAGAAACAGACGCCUACCAGCAAAGACCACAGGACAAACGCGUGAAUCUUUCAAAACUUGUACGUUACAUUGCACUUAAUAAACACACUAGGGAAGCGAUGCGAACAUGCAGCCUAGGCCAGUUUCCUGCUUACAUGUUCACCUUCCCCUCACUGAAUAUACCUUUGCAAAGUGCAAAAUAAGGCACCAUCUGAAAGCCUAACAUGUGUCCUGUCAUCCUCUCUUCACUGAUUUGUGUCGCCUUUUUUCAGUCGCCCAAUGUUUAGUCUCGGCUAUGAUAACCAUCGUAUGUUACCAAAAAUUUACCUUAAUCUUAACCUCCAAUUUUCUUUAAGACAGCUAGAGAAAACUCGUCGUGCAGUAGCGUCAUUGUUGUGCAAAGAAUACAUAUGUCCCUCAACAUGCACCACAUGUGAUAUUAUAGUUGGUUUUGGGCAAAGUUCAAAAACGAACACGCUUCCCACGUUCUACUGCAUGGCCCUGCGCGAGGAACGUUCACGUUGUGGCAAUUUUUCUUCAAUAAAGGCAGGAAUGCAGCCGGUCAGAUCGCUUGUGAGCAGAAAGUGCGCUUGGUUAUCGAUAUCAUUCAUCUUAUGCGGAAUCAGAACGAUUCUUCCGACAGGUAUUUUUCUAAAUCUUUCAGCGUCACAUCAUGCAGUGAGUUAUUGGAAAUAGUCAAGCCAAUGGACAAUAGUGUUUUCUUACGCUUCAAUGACGCUAAAUACAAAGGAACAUCAGACAGAAAAUUGGGAUCAGGGUUGCCGUGCAGGGGCCUAAAUAUAGUCUUAAUCAUUUCUUUUAUCACCUCGGUCGGCGUUUGUAUUGUUUCUGUGCCAUUAUUUCCGAAGAAAGGAGGUUUCGCAACAAUCUCGACUUCUUCACGUGGCGCUGCAUUUCAUAAGGAGCAAGGUGUAAUGCCUGACGAAGCGAUUAGAACAUAGGGCCUGGUAUUUUCCUAGCGCGUCGGUCCACUUUCAGUGACUUGUGGAGAGCGACAAAGAUGAACUUUGUUGUACAAACGUCUCGUUGACGAGACGUGAUCGCUGGUGACACGUCGUGUGUUGCUUUAGAGUUGGGAAGUUCCCUAUAUGCGCUGAAUGUGCUCCACUAGGCGUCGCCAGAGCUUAGGGAUGUAAAUGUGCCCACCUGUGCAGAUUGCUUCCCGUACCCGCUGUGGAUGUCCGGAUGCUGCGGCGUUCUCUUGCUGAACACGGAGCGGUGUGUUCGCUUUCCAGUUGCAGUGGCAGCAUUUCGAUGGGAAGGAAUGUCAACAGAGCUCGCGUACAAUGUCUGGAUGCAAGCUAAAGAACAUCAAGUUACCAAAAUUAAUGCGGAUUUCUCGUCUACGGCGUCGCUGAUAGGCCCUCCGUUGCUUUUGAACAUUGAACCUCAUCAAUCAAAUCAGCUUGUUUUGAUUGUCCUCAUCGGGACACAGCGGAAAUGAAACGUCUUGCCAUGUAGCGUUCCUGCCUUUUCUUUCUGCUUGCCACAUUUAGCGGAAUUCACGAAGAGUCGACAAUCCCAAACUUCUGUGAUCCCGUCCUAUUAAUUUUACCAAGCUGGUUUUUCGCUGAGAAGAAGCUCCUAUGGCAAAAGUGUGAAAUCAGCGUGGUAUCAUCUACAAGAUGCAUUGACAAUGGCUGAAACCAUGCCUGACCUAAUGGUAGGAAAGGCAAGAUCUUUUGACAGGUAAACCAUUGUGAACCAAGUUUCGGCCUUCGCGUUUUCGCUGGCUUUGUAGAUACGCUAUAAUGUGCUGUUCGCUUUGAACAGGGUGCUACUGAAAAGAAGCGAAUGCUAUGUUACAUUUAAACUGUAUGAACGUGUCGCAGCAUGUGCCCCUUUUUAGAACUACUUUAGGAUUCGAUAAUUCAGGGACGAAACGCAAAUACCUUGGUUCCACAAAUGUGUGACCUAUAGAAUCGCGCUUAAUUAGGAAGCGAGAACCGCUAGGACUUGAAGACCGUGGAAUACUGUAGGGACUUAUGAUGCGAAUAGUCGGUGAAGUGUCUACCAUUUCUAAAUGUAGUUUCGCUUUCAUAAAUGUUUGUGACCUGACAAGCAUAUUCAAACCUGCAACUACACACUCUUUUUCUUUCUCCGCGUAUAUCCGUUCAUAUUCGAUUUAGGUAGAAGCUGGAGCUACAUUCGAACCAUGGCAUGUUUUCCGCCUAGGUAUUGCACCAUUCAAGAAUGGGUGUCAUGGGUCAACUGUGAACAAGAGGCUGCUAAUAGAACACAACUAAAUGCAUGAUGCAAGACUGUCAAUAUUCGUUUAAGUUAUUACCAAUAACAGCGAAUCAUUUUUUUACACCCUGCAACUGCUAUAAUCCUGGUCUUUUGAGGCUACGCUCGACCCAUCAGUCCUUCACACUGAACUGAUAGCCAAGCAUAUGCGACAGCUGAAGCUCUUUGGUUAGCUUAGUUUUAUCAUUGUCUAAAUUUCAGUCCUGUGCUGCCUUGCCAGAAACGGCGCAGGAGAACACAAAUGCUAACACGCCUCGUGCCAAUCUUCGUCGUGCCUAGUUGUUGCGAGGCUGGCGUAAUUCACAUUUUCGGCACAAUACACGAGUAAGAUUAAGGCACAGUGGCACAGAAAUGACGUGACUGGCGCAGCGGAGUGAAGCCACGAUGUCGUUGUCAAAAAUUGUUUGCUUUGCCUUCUAUGGUGGCGCAUACUUACUGCGGGGGAUCGGCCAAGAUGUGGACGGUAAGAAUGCAGCGGUUUCGUCGUCGUCUUCUUCAGGCACGAUUCCGAAGCUUUCAUUUUGUCUGCGACACGAGUUCGUCGAAGGGUGGGCGGAGUGGCGACAGGCAGGCGCAAAGUGCAUUCGCUUUCAUGUCCCGCGCGUCUUUUAUGAAUAAAGCUGCGAGUGCACUCCUCUGCUGCAGUGAUGCGUUCAAUUUCGGUACGUGCUGAAGGUAGAGAGAACUCGCUGUCUUAUGCUACCUGCCCUGGACUGCCAAGGCCCUUUCCAAGGCAACUUUAUGCUGGACAGAAGAAAAUGUGAUUUCGAGCAAACGAAAAAAACACUUUGCGCCUUCGGAGAAGUGGUAAUUACUCGCGCCAAAAAGUAAAAGAUAAGCGAAGAACCACCAAUGCAGUCUCUAGCCGUAAUCUGCACUGUAACUUUGUUAGGCGACAGUGGGCUCGCGUAACAGCCUAACAAAAUGGCCAGCAAAAGUAAACCGAAGAGAUGGCUUUCAGCUACGCAUUAUUUUCUUUAAUCCCUUCAUAGUUCUUCAGUUUUAGUUACAAUAUAUCCCUGCGAAAAUCCGCGUCCUAGUAGUCUACGAACACAUGCUCUCUAGCCUGGUUUCUUUUUUUUAACGCAACCAACUAUAAUUUAUGGGACGUAAAGGUUUUCAUGCAGGAUCUAUAUUUAACUGAAUGGGUACCCCCGUCCUCCUCCCCCACGCGAAAUCUAUAAAAUAGGCUUUCCACACCAGGUGGCACAUUAUAUGUAAACCAGCUACUACGUACACCUUUUCGUAAAAAAACAACUGUGUUGCGCAACUCCCCGCGGGGGCGCAGAGAAAGAAAAUCUCACUAGACGUAUAUUUAGCUCUCAUAGGACGGCGUCUCUACAUGCAACUCCGAGCAAUGCGGGCAGUGGUGUCAAGCCCGCACGUCAGCUUCAUGACAGACAUCUCAGAUGUGGAGGGGCCGGUAAAUUCCCCUGACGUGAUCCAAAGUGGUUUCUAUGUGCGGGUCAUUCAUUGUAGGGAAGAACAGCAAACUAGCAGGGUCGCUGAACAGAGCACGAAUUUUCUUUUCGAGGUAGCACGCAUGCCGUCACAGUAGCUCUCUCUAAACGUUGAAAUACUGUUCAUGUUUUGUUGAACGAGCAAAGCGAGGCGCGUGAAUAAAAAUUAUGUCAAACUCCAAAAGAUCUCACAAGUGCAUCACUGACCACCCUAUUCAGACAUUCAGACAGAAGAUCGACUUGUUUCGGGGAUACAAUUAGAAAGGGGCACUUGCGCAUGGGCCCUCGCGUGCCGAGAUUGCACUUAUGCGAGAAUGUGUCAAAGCGAAAGGCCGCGCGAGCUUUUUGGGAGCUGCACGUAAUCUUUGUUCAUGUGCCUUGAACUGUCUGCUCAUUCGUGCUUUUCUUGACCACUCGUACCUAUAAUUGUACCACCGCUCGUGCUGGAAUAAAACAGUUGUUAGUUCAC
Messenger RNA from Dermacentor albipictus, 7587 nucleotides. RefSeq lists its product as uncharacterized. The record is from RefSeq and is a predicted model, not a curated record. NCBI's taxonomy places the organism in Eukaryota, Metazoa, Arthropoda, Arachnida, Ixodida, Ixodidae.